This is a messenger RNA of Porites lobata, 24006 nucleotides long. The record is from the annotation of a GenBank genome assembly. Lineage: Eukaryota; Metazoa; Cnidaria; Anthozoa; Scleractinia; Poritidae.
AUUUCCGUUUGUCGCUUGGAGAGAAAUAUUUUCAGCACAUUGCCAAGUUUCUGGUGAGAGUUGUCGUGUGCUGUUCUUGUUAGAGGACUGAAUUUUGGCACGAUGAGUCGAGGAACAACGACAUUAAGUGGCGACAUUAAGGUGGAAAAGCACCAGAUGAAAUGGGAUCCCAAAACCUUAGAAAUCCGCACGCAUUCGGUGGAGAAAACGCUCGAACCUCUUGUUCAUCAAGUAAGCUUAAAUUCUCAAUGUUGUUUAUGUCAGAUAAUUCCUAACAACCCAGCACUGAUUCGGCAUGAUUUUACGAUAUGACUCAGGCAAGAGGUUGUUUGUUAAAUUGUGGUUGUUUGUGGAGGAAAACUGCUGGAUCUUUAUGUUCGAUCAGCCGCUAUCGCUACUCGUAUACUCUGUAUAUAUAUCGCGGCAUGAGAUUUUUUAACUAAACGAGGUAUAAAUUAUUCGUGAAAACAACAGUUACAGCUAAAUUUUCUUUUGCAAUGCGCCGUGAAGUCCGUCCAAGUAAGCAUUUUCCAUCGAAAACACCAUCCUGUGCGCAGAUAUAUUUCAAGUGACAAAUGGAGAGCGUUGGCCUUGAAAAUUCGUCCCUUAAGCUUGUGAUGGUUGACUUUAACACAUUUUACGAUUACGGCGUUUUAUCAAUAAAUUGACAUUGUCUACAAUUUAAUGACAGUCAAAGGAAAUUUUUGCUUUACUGUUUCGCCUUUUCACGAUCGCCAGAUUUUGUUUAUGCCGAAAAUGUAAGCUGUAAACGUUUGAUAAGCUGUUUAUAAGAGAGUUAUAACAACCGGUGUCUCGUUGCACACAAAUUUAUAAAGCAUUUGCGCCAUUUGCUGGAGGGCGCGACCCCUCGAGAGCUUUCGAAUUAGCUCAAUAAAGAGCAAUUUAAGAGGAUCUUUUCAAAUUGGCAAGAACAGAACUUUAUGAGAAUGUUACUCUUGCUUUCUGUGGGAAUUAUUUUUGCCCAACCUCAAUGAUUUUGCGGUCAUAAAAGGCUUAUUCAAGUGUGACUUUACCUUUCGUUCCCAUAAUUAUAAAAACAUAAGAUUCCGUAUGGGGUACGUAGCAAUGUCUGAUGAGAUUUAUGAAAAUUCCGUUUUCAAGCCUUUAUUGUGACUGUUUGUAACUUUUUUAAACGGCGGGAAAAUGUAUACUUUUGUACGCUGUAUUCAGGGCUGUGCUCUAGCAGAGCCCGGUACUAGAAAAUCUCAGAUUUUUCAUACAAAUCAUAUGCUGGGCACCCUAGAUUUUACAGUUUCAGAGCACUGGGCCUUAGAGCACAGCCUUGUGUAUUAGUUAAGUCUUGCACCCGUCAGGCAUUGCAAAUAUCAUGUUGAAGGGUGUCUGUUGCCAAUUUUUGAGGCAACUUACCUGAAUACUUCAGUUGGAGAUUUGGGGGGAAAACGAUGCGGCCAACAAUGCAUAGGUGGUUUUCAUGCAGUCUCGGGAGACGCAAAUAACAAUGGUGAAAUGAACAAAUGCUGGUGGACAAACAAAGCGCGCUAAUGAGCGAUCUUUUGUUUACCGUCCACCAGCAUGGCGGCGAUGACAUAACGUGAAAACCACCUAUACAGGUACUCACUUUUAGCCUUGCACCCUGCAUACAUGCAACUUUAAUUAAAAAUUAUUGCACCAUGCCAAGUAUGAUAUGAAGAAUUAUGCAGAUUUAGGAAAGUGAUAUUUGCUGAGGCCAAAGGCAGAGGCAGAUAACAGCAUCCAAGAAGUGCAUAAUUCUUUAUACUAUACAAAAGCAGAAUUCAAUAUUGUUUUUUUGUUCAUUCAAAAUAUUUUCAACAUGCUUUUAACCUCUACACUGUAUGUGAAGUUCCCAUCUUCAAAGCAUUUGCUUGAUGCUGAUAAAGAGAUGUUUAUUCUCCAGUUAUUGUUUAAAUAGGAAUCAUUAUCUGUCCAAUGAUAUAGUUGUCUGUUCUUGCUAUGUUUUUGAGGUGCAAGUGGCUUGGCUAUUUUUUCUUUCAAUUUAUACACAGUGAUUUGUUAUCUCUGCAUCCCCCGUCCCUGACGCAUACUAAUCCCCAAAGACACCCAAAAGUUUGUGACACGCAUCCCGCAAGAUGCAAAAAACGAUUGAUUGAUCUGAAGAUGUUUUUGUAGAAUGUCAUGUUCAUGUGAUUUCUGUGGCUGUCCUUGUGGCUGUUUUUUAAAGAUGCAUAUUUCUUUUAGUCUUUGUUGUGCUUUACAAAAAAAUUUAUUUUAUCUGUCUGGUCACAUAAAGGCCCGAGCAUGAUUAAUUUUCAAUUUAGGAUUUUUUUUUUUUUUUAAGUGGGACUCAUUAUUAGUUCACAUGCAAGAUGAGUCCCAGGACUACUCACCAUAAUUAUUUGUAACAAAAUAGUUAUUGGUGAGAAGUCCUUGUGCCAUUUUCUCUAUUUCUGCUAUGCCUAAACAGCUGAGCCAAGGCUCCAUACAUCUCUCUUUCUGGAUUGUAUUGAUGUCGACAAACUUCUUCUAAAGUUAUGGUCAAUGCUAACUGGUUAUAAAGAAUUAGCUCAGGGGGAUUUGAGCUAAUCAGAAACAGAGAAACUUUUUGAAAAAAUACUGUAAUAACAUUUUUUGAUGCCUUUUUAUAUGAGAUUCUAGGAAAAUGAAAAUUUAUUUUAAAGUAUUACUAACAAAUCAAAAUCCAAUUUAAAAACAAAAUUUUUUGUCAACAAUAUCACACACACAAGUGCAUGUUACAUGGAGUGCCUGCUUUGCGGCCAUGUUUAUACACUGUUAGGAACUGGUUCUGACUUCAUUCUUGCAUUGCUCAUUAAACAUUUUAGUGGUAAUUAUAGAUUAUUGAGUAGGUAAAUACUUUGUUGUUUUACUCCUGCAUAUAGUAUAAUCAAUCUUGUUGACAUCUGAUUAUAUUUUCACUGUAUUUCAGGUAACAACUUUAGUAAAUCAUCCCAAGAAAAAAGGUAGUAAGCUCGGGAAAUCCAAAAAUGCACACAAACUUGCACAGGAUAUUGAAGAUGCAAAUGUGCGACUUAUCAAAACAGGGGAAGACAUCGCUCAAGAGUUUGCUGAAAUCAGGGAAGAAAUGCUAGCUGCAUGCAAGGACUGCAGAGGGGCAGGUAAAGGAUUUGUUGUUGUUUUUUCUACAUCCUUCCAACACCUCUCAAAAUAAUGUUAACACUAGAUCACUUCUCAAGGUUUUCAUGAUCUAACACCCCUCACUAAAACCUUAUGGAAAAAGGAUUAAAUGCUUGGAAGAUUAGAAGAACUGGGCUUGGGCAAAAUUAUUACCAACAGAGACAAAAGAUAGAGCAUUGAUCAUAGUUUUUUUGUCAUGAUAUAUGUAAAAUUCUCAUCAAAUUGUGUAAAGAAGCUAGUAAUGUAUUUUUGUCUUUCUUGUAGGUGACUCAAUGCGUGUAGCAGCUAAAGAGUUUGCCGAUGAUCCUUGUACUUCAACCAAGAGAGCCACCAUGGUGAGGGCAGCUCGAGCCUUGUUAUCCUCUGUGACAAGGCUGCUAUGUGUUGCAGAUAUGGCUGAUGUAUACCGGCUCCUGGCAUCACUUAAACUGGUCAGUUUGUCUUUUUCACUGUGUAUUCAUCACUGUCAAACUACUUAACACUUGUGUACAUGUUUCAGGUCAAAGUUUUUAAACCUAGGUUGAUUCUCUAUUUCCUUUGUCUUCUAGCCCUAAUUAUUCAUGAAUCAGGACUAGGAGACAAAGGAAAUUGAGAAUCAAUGUAGGUCAAAACAUUUUGAUCUGAAAAUUAUAUAAUUUUGAGCUGUAACAUAUACAAGAGAAAAUUCUGGAUUUUGAUUGGCUAGGAGCAGUGGUAUUUCAGCUUAAUUUGAAAUACCUACAUGUGAAAAUUACAAACUUUGUGCGAGUAGUAGUAUAAACAAAUAAUAGCAUGAUUUGUACGUGAUAUUUGGCACAAAAACCACUCGCAAUAUUUCAAACCUGUCUCAAAUUUCACUCUCCUCAUGGCUCAUGAAAUUACGUAUAACAAAUUUCGAAAUAUCACUCGUGGUAUUUAUGCCAAAUAUCACUUCAAAUCAUGCUAUUACCUAUACAAAUACAGUAUUAUAUACUUCAGUGCACAAUGUACUUCUGCAAUUUUGCAGGUGGAGAAAAGACUGAAGGAACUUGAGAAAGCUAGUAACACUGCAGAUCUGCUGAAUUCUUUUAAAAAUCUUGGAAAUGACUUGAUGGACUUAGCCAAGCUGUCUGGAAAAAGACAAGCAGUGAGUCCAAUCAUGCAAUAAAAUAAUUAAUAACUAUAAUAAUAAUCUACAGUUUUUUUGACCAAUAUGUUUUUAACAAAGCUUUCAGUAUUUAUGUCUUUUAUUUGUGCCCUAAUGCUCCAAAUUGUAGAAAAGAAUUUGCAUUCUCUAGAGAGCAAAAAAUCUGUAUGAACCCUUUACAAUGUACAGUGUGCUUGUAUCGUUUCAAAGAAUUUAAUCUGGCUCAUACGAGCCUUGCCUUUACAUUUUUUAGUACAGUUUUUUGUAACCUUCCAGAAAAUUCCACUAUGGUGUAGCCAAGACUCCUUGAAUUGAUAUCAACUGACAUUGUAACUAAAAUUUCAGGAUUUGAAAGACCCACAGAGAAAGGAUGAUAUGGCAGCUGCAAGAGCUACACUAAAGGAAUCAAGUAAAAUGCUGCUGUCCUCAUCCAAGGUCAAUUCAGUUAGAUUCAAACUCUUUACCCUUGGCAAUAGUUUAGUCAGAGCAGGGGUUGUGCUUGGGUAACAAAUUAUAAGAGAAUCUUAGGAUUUGCCCAAGAAUGUAAUGCUCAUGGGCACAGGAAUCUCAUAGGGUUGCUUAAGGUCUCGGUAAAGGAAAACGAGGUGCCCACAGAAAAAAAUUCUAGUCGCGCGAGUAUUUUCGCUACAAAGGCAAGUUAUAUAUUAAAUUAAAGCUAAAAGACUAAAUUACCUUAUAAAAGAUUUUAUUUCAUCGAAUUUCAAAAGGCGCUUAAGUUUUUUGCUCUCGAACUCAGAGGUAUCGAGUUUACUGCUGAAGCUCCAGCCCUUUCGCGUUGCUAAAUAUUCACUUCCUUUUUAUUGCAUCUGAUUGACAGAUGAAAGACCUAAAAAAGCGUGUGAGGAAAUUUGCAUAUGUCUCGUAUUAGCGGAAUUAUUGCAUUUCAAACUAAAAAGUCGAAUCUCGAGCGCGAUUUACGCCAAGAAACUGACAUAAAAUGAGUUACAAAGGGAAAUCGGAAAAUUCCUCACACCCUUCUUGAGUCUAUAUCAUUAUCCAUCAUAUCUGAAAGUUUCAAAGCGAUAGCUUAAAACCUGUCCCGACUGGAGGUCGAAGAAUUUUGAUUUUUGCGUCUAAAAUAUAGUGAGAGAAAGGCUCAUUUUAGAAGGGUUAAAAAGAAGGGUUAAAAAGCACUUUCUGAUUUUCUUUUCCUGCCAAAAUAAAAUUUAGGACCCACUCAUGCCAAAAAUAAAAAUAAAAAAAAAUCGAGCAAUGUACUAAAAUUUUCAUUUACCGAGACCUUAAACUCAUCAAAAUGAAUCCAAAUGAUCCGCCAGCUAGCUGUGUUUUUUGAUCCGCAAAGAUCAGCUGAUAACACUUCACCAGUGAUUUUGCCAGCCCUGCAUCCUGCGUCCUUGAUGCAUAAAACUUGUCAAGGAUGUAGAAUUAUUGAAGGCUUGCGCUGAUCAAUCUAAAAAGUUGUUUUUGAAGAAUGCCCCGUUUGUAUGAUUUCAUUUCGUGAGGGGGGAGGGGGGGUGUGGGCACAGCUGAAUUUGACUGAUAGAUAAUAUUAUUACAGAGAUAAGUGCAUUGCUAUUGAAAGUAGACUACAGAUUAAACGUGAUUGUCUGGUUUCAUGAGAGUUCUGGCAUCUUUUAAUGUAGGAAGGAUUCAUUGGGGUUUGAGCUGGGACUCACGAUUUUUCAUGAGAUCUCACUAUAGCAAAUUGUAACAAAAUCACUUCUGCACACGUAAAGUGAUGAAACUUGAAACCCUACCAACCCCUGAGGGCUACUCUGCAGGUCAUGUACUGUGGAUGGCGAAGACCACUGACUGCACUGGCUUGAGCUUAACUUUGCCUAAAUGAUAUUUAGCCCAUCAAAAUACUUUUUGGGAGACUAUCCCUUAAGGGAAAAAUGUUAACUGUGCUUGUAAACAUCACACUUCUUGUUUGUUUGUUUUCAGGCCUAUGUACGUCACCCUGAAGUUGCCUCAGCAAAGGCCAACAGAGACUUUGUGAUGAAGCAGAUGUCAGAAGCUGUGAAUGCCAUCUCAGGUGCUACCCAGGCCACUGGUACAAGUGGACCACACCCGUUGGAGGCUCCAGGAGCACUGGCCACAGCUUUAGAUGAUUUUGAUGUAAGUAAGAAUAAAAGAAGAGCUGCCCAGGAAAACACAGUUCGUUUGCUGUUAUCCCAUUAAAGGAUACGCAUGAGUUGACUAACUCCUCUAAUGGUUUUCAUUGAUUUUUGGGAUAGCUAACGGUCUGGACCAUUCAACGGAAUAUCGUUAGUGUACGUUUUUCCAAAGAAGUCACAAAUGUGUAAAUUAGGUGGGACACAAAGUAUGUGGUGUUAAGGUUAUUGGAGCUCAAACAUGGAGGUUCUUGUUCCAAUGUCAAGUUCCUUCUGUUGCAACUUUUCCCUAGACUAAAGGUUAUUUCUCUCAAUGCAAUGGAAGAAAAAAAAGCACAUUGUCACAGACGUAAUUUAACCUCAGUUAGUAAUCUCUGUAAAGCAGCGCCAAUAUCCUUGUUCUGGGCACCCCGCAGACUCAACAAAUUACUGGAAAUGUAUUUCCAAUUUCCUUUCAUCUUGAUUGGCAAAUCCACAAUGGCUUUUUUAACGGGCCAAUCAUGUUGCAUACUCAAAUGCUGGUACACAGGUAUUGGGGGUGUCAGAACAAGAAUUUUGGCACUGUUUUGCAAGCAGACUUAACCAGAGUUUAGUUUCAUCUAUGACACUUGAGCUAUGUAGAUAGUUACUUUUGGUAAAAAACUUCACCUAUCCUUAGCCAUAUGGGCUUCAAGUUGCCAACAGCAUUGGGCUACCUGUGCCAACGUACAUUGUAAGACACCAGUGUAGAAUGCUAUUCACAGUACAUGUAAAAUUUGUAGAAAGGGAUAAAACUCUUUUGACUUAACUGGCACUUUUACCUUUUCAGUCUCAAAUUUCAAUGGAUCCCAGUGCUUAUUCAGAGAAACGCACCCGUCCAACCUUGGAACAGCGUCUUGAAAGCAUUAUCAGUGGAGCAGCACAGUUAGCAGAUUCCAUUUCAACUAGAGAUGACACACGUGACAAGAUUAUUGCUAGUUGUAAUGGGGUGCGACAAGCCCUCCAAGAUCUACUGUCAGAGUACAUGAAUCAUGUGAGUGAAAAUAUCAUUCGUAUUGUUUUGCACUCUUAGCAUUAAUUUUUCAAUCUCCUAGACCACCUGGGGUUGUGAAUUUUUAGGAUUGUCUUGAACAGAAGAGGGGAUAUACCUUAGAGACAAUACACCUGGCUCUUUUUCAUGUACAGUGUACAUAUGCCUGUGGAGACUAAUUCUUUAAAUCAAAAACAAAAAUCAAGAACUACAUGUAACUCAAAACACAUCUUUGAUGGCCCCAAGGACAUGAGCCCAGCCUACAUUAAUGGCAGGGAAGUGAAAACAUGUUGUUUAUCUCAUUUCUUAAGAGUUUCUGUGAUUCCAUUACCUGUAUUGUAGGAAGAGAGGAAAAGCAUGAACAAAUGUUGAGUAGUUUCUUUCUUUUUGCUUCUCUCCUGCAGGCCACAGGGAAGAAGAAAGUCACUCCUGGCGGCUCUUUAGAUCAAGCAUUGGAAAGGAUGUGUAACAGGACACGAGAACUCAGAGGACAGGUGAAAGAGAAAUUUGAAAUUCAGUGACAAUUGUUUUUUAGUUGUAGUUAGGAUCUUGAUAAUUGUGGUUUAACAUCAUUGAGAUGUCCUUUCCUCCAGUUGCGUCGUGCAGUUGUGGACCAUGUUUCAGAUUCAUUCUUGGAAACCACAGUGCCAUUGUUGAUGUUAAUUGAAGCAGCUCAAGCAGGGAACGAGAGAGAAGUAGAGGAAUGUGCUAAGUUGUUCAUUGAUCAUGCUGCUAAACUUGAAGAGGUAAGUUUGUGGUUUGUAGUCGUCAGAAGGUUAAAAACCCAGUUCUGGAUUUUUUUUUUUUUUUUUUUUUUUUGCACUACUAAAAUGAAGAUGAUGCAUUUACACAUAGGGUAAUGCUUUGGAAUGAUUCAGCACCCUUUUGUUAAAUAAGUGUGGCAAUUUUGAACCAGCUUAUAGGGGUGAUAAAUAGAAUACCGGUCUGGUAUUUAUUUGAAUACCAUGUAAGUGCCAACCCCGGUUAAGUGCCACCCUCAAUAAGAGCCCCAUUUGGGCCAAAAAAGUUAGUAGGCCCUCCCCUGAAUAAGCCUUCAGCCCCAAUAUAAUUGAUGUCAAAAGAUGUUACUUCUUUUAGUUUAAUAUGGAAAAUAUUAAUACUGUAGUUAAAACAAUUCUUUGUUUCGUCCAACUUUCAAACAAAACACAGCCCUCAAAUACAACUAUAAAUUACAGCCGUCGGAUAAGCACCUUAUUUAAUGCAUGAAAAAUUUAAUAAGUGCCACAGCGCUUAUCCAAGUAGAUACGGACAGUGGUGCAAAUAACCAGGCAAGUCUUCUUUUUGUUUCAUGCCCUGUCAUCUUCUCAAGUAUCAUCAUUAACUUACACCAAUUGAUUUGUUAAAUUCACCAGGUAGCCAAUCUUGCCUGUUCAAUGUCUGUAAACCCCGAGAAGGUGAAGAUGGUGAGAUUAGCAGCCAAACGCCUGCAAACACUUUGCCCUCAAGUGAUCAAUGCUGCUCGCACUCUUGCUGCACGUCCCCACAGCAAAGUGGCCCGUGAAAACAUGGAUGUGUUUAAGGAAGCAUGGGAAAAACAGCUACAAGUCCUGACAGAGGCUGUUGAUGACAUCACCAGCAUUGAUGAAUUCCUGGCCACAACAGGUGGGGUAAAAAAUGUGGAGAAAGUGUUUUUCAUUUUUGUUGUUGGGUAAGGAGACCCAAUUACCCUUUUGAAUUUUGUUUAUUUUCUGAAUUUUAGAAAGCAUUCCCAAUGACUGUUUCCCAGUCUCACUAAAUACACUUGAGCUAGUUUACGUUGCUGCUACAUGUGAAUGAUAACUACACAGAUUGAAAAAGAACUGCCAUUCCUUCGUGGAGAAACACUUUGCGACAAUCCAUGUGUUCCCGAAACCAAAAAAUAUUCACCAAAACCAAAGUAGGAACAAUUAGUUUCCAAAUAAGCUUUACAAUCGUAUACAGGAGACCAUCCAAAAUUGUACAAGCGAACAAAACUAAAGACAAAACCAUGUGCUCACAUCCGGGUUUUUACACUUAAUCAUUUCAUUUAAGUGUCACUAAAAUGUCUCAUUUGAAAAUUGAAUAAACAGUGUCACGUCCAUUUCCGGCUGUAACACCAUGUAUUACUUUACAGAGUAAAAACCCAGAAUAUUUUGUUCCUCUCACGAUGGUUUGUUUAUUCACAAACUCAAGGAAACUACAAGUGGUUUUCACAUUUCUAUGAACGAAAGGUCAAAUGUGAAGCACUUUUUCAAAUCUGAAAACUCAGAAAUUCCAUUUAGUUUGCUGAUGACAAGCUCAAAGAAAAUUUUCCGAAAUAAACUCAAAAUUUUGAAAAUUUCAAUGCCCAUUUUCUUUCAUCUAAUGCUAUGCAAAAUUAGUUGGUUUUGCACAGGACGGGUCAUCAAUAAAAUUUAUGCCAAAUAAUAAUUAUUAGUGCUACUUCACUGAUUUUCAUGCUACUCGUUUCUCAUAGUGCUUGAUGAGAAUCAUGCAGUUUGCCAUGAUUCUCGUCAAGCAGGAAACAAAAUGCAACUGCUAACUUACUUUUGAGCGGUAUUGUAUUUUCCAUCAGAGGCACAUAUUUUGGAAGAUGUGAACAAAUGUGUCCAAGCGCUUCAAGACAGAGACCCAGAGACAGUUGAUAGGACCGCUGGACAGAUUAGGGGACGUACAGCCAGACUUGAAGAUGUUGUGAGUGCUGAAAUGGAGAACUACCAACAAGGGCCCUACACUGAUAAUGUCAUGAAAGCAGUCUUGGUUAUGCGCAAUGAGAGUAAGUUUACAGUUCGUCAAGACUUUAAACAUCAGAAUGCUUCGUCAUCUGGCCACUUUAUCUCCUACGGGUGGUUGACUCCUGACCUAUACUAUCUGACAAUAGAUGUCCUCUCUCUCUAAUAGACCCCUCUGUGAGAAGUUAAUUUUGAAAUGGACACCCUUCUCUAAUAAACACCCCAUCUGAUAGAUGCCCCCCAUCACUUUUACACAAAAAUAUUAGGAAUUAGCCAAAAGGAGCAAAAUCAUUAGGGUUAUAUGUGCAUUGUAUUUUGCUCAAUGUCAUCUUCAAAGUAAGAAUAGAUUAACAAAGACAACAAAAUGACCUUGAGUCUUGAGCGAGGAUUCUGACCUUGAAGUUAAGAUAUGAUAAUCUCUACUGAUCAGCCUCUUCAUAUUUCGCUAAAAGAAAGAUUAUUACAGAAAUGAAAACAAUCGACUCUCUGUUUUAAAGGCCACCUAUCUAUUAAUUAAAAUGCCAUCUCAGUCAUGGACCCCUAAAAUUAAAUAGAUGCCUAAGGAAUCUAUUAGAUUAUUUAAGGUAGUCCAAUUCUCCCUUUAAUUUACGGUACAAGCACAUGCAAGGAAAAUUAGAAAUUAAUUGGCAGUCAAUCAGAAGUCUCUAAGGGCUUCAUUCUAGGCACCCCUUUGGUGAUUGAGGAUUUUUGAAAUUUUUCACUCGAUCUCAAAAUCCUGGAAGCACUUUUGAGGAGUCUCGAUUUCUCAUGUUUUUCUUGGAUUUUUGAACUUUUUGUAGCAGAGUCUCAAAUUUUGAAGUCAUGUCUAUGAACCUUCCCUUAUCUUGGGACUGACUGUUUUAUAAUUAUGUUUCUUCUUUUCAGUUAUCCCUCACUUUGCACAGAACGUGGAGAGGUCAGUGACAUCGCUCGCCAAAGAUCCUCAUGGAGAAGUUGAUGAAGCACAGUUUAUUGAUGCUUCUAAACUGGUGGGUAAAAAUUUCUUAACCUCUUGACUCAUGUUUUGUGUAAAUAUAACCCAACUCCUUCGUCCCAUGCAUUAGCACCCAUGCAUUUGAAGUACAUGUACGCUAAACAUUAUAUGUACAUUGUAAAUGUCCUUUUAGGUGUAUGAAGGCAUCAGAGAUAUAAGGAAAGCUGUUUUAGCUGGGAAAGUAAGUGUGCUUUUUUGUCAUAUUUGUUUACAACCUGCUGUACAUAUUGUUUUUCCUGUAGUUAUGUGGUUAUAAGGUUCGAUCUAAGUACGUAGAUGCAAUCUUAGUUCGCCGGGUUUCUAAGCAUAAAAUAUGUUCCAAUAAGAAUUGGAGUUUUUGUAAAUUCAUUUUCUCAAAAUAUUCUGAUUUUCCACAAUAAAAGAAAACUUUAAAAUGUCUAUUAUGGCAAACAUCUUGUAAUGCCUAGUACAGAUAAUGGCAGUGAUAAAAAUAAUCAGUAUUUAAUAGACAUCUUAGAUAUCUUGGAAGAGGCACUUGCUUUCACUUAUUUCUGUUAUCAAAGGAGACUUCCCUAACUGAAACAAAUAGAUUGUAUGGAAAAUUGACAAUUGGAACAAAGGGAUAGCAGUUCUUUUCAGUUGGGAUGGGAAGGGUAGGGUUGGAAGUUUCUAUGUGUUUUCUAACAGAAAGCUAAGGGUUCAGGACAGACUUAAAGGUUCCCUUCUUUACAUUGACUUAACAUUGUGCUGACGGUUGUAGAUUGCGACUCAGCCAGGUGGACUGAUAUUAGUUAGAACCUUUGAAAGACUAUUCACCAUUUCUGUUAGGUUUUCAUUGGUAAGAUAUUCAGUUACAGACUGAGUGCGCAGAUUAACGGUGUCCGUAAAGGAGGAUUGAUGAUAUAUGGAACUUUAUGACUCAGGACACAGGAAAAUUUCCGUAUUAACCGGUGUCCGUAUUAAGCGGGUUAUUUUAGAGAAAAUAAAAUAAAAGCUUUUGGUCAGGACAAACGAAGCUUCCCAUUAUAAUGUUAUAUGGGUGUCCGUAAAGCGGGGUUCCACUGUACACCCUAAGUUUUUUUCUUCUGUCCUUACAUUAGGCAGAAUUUUUACAUAAAUGACAUGUACAGUCAAAUCCCAAUUGUAAUGUACCUAUUGUAAAUUAAAUUAUUAUUGCAGAAUCGCGUGUUUCUCUUCCUUACUUAUGCUAAGUACAUAAAAAUGCAUACAGUUACAUCGUUUCAUUUAUUGUAAUAAAUUCACUAAGGACUUUAUUGACAUUAUUGAGAAAUCUUAUGUCACGAAUAAACAAACAACAACAAGUUUAUUUCAAAUUAAAUGUAGCUUACAAAGCUUGUGCCCGCAAUUAGCGAAGGCUUUUCGAGGCUGCACGAAUCUAUCUGGAGUAUCAAUCGAUAAUUAUUCCAGUCGCACUGGAAUCACAUACUCUAGUUGGUUUUCUUCAUAACACUUUUCGAAAAUUUUCUUUCAGAGCCGUGAAACUGGUGGAGUGGGCGAAGAGUAUGAACUGGAGGACACAGCUGCAGAACUCUUUGCUGAAGCUCAGGCACGCGCACGAGAACAAGCUGCUUAUGAACAACUCAAGGCUAGUGGUAAGUGUUAGAGAAAAAAAAUGCAAUGCACACAGGAUUUGUAGAAAACCUAGAUUUAGCUUUAGAAUUUAAGAAUUUCAUUUUCUAGGUCUGGAAAGUCAUGGAAUUAAAUUUUUGGUUCUGGAAAUUAUGUUUAGUAGACAAGUUAUUGCAGAUGUCACAGUAAGGACAAUGUGAUAAAGAGAUGAGUAAUUAAACAGCCCGAACGGCACGCGUUUUGGUGGACACCAGAGUUUGUGUGUGUUGAACUGAGUUAGGUUAAAAAAGGAAAUUUUAGAAUAAGAAUAGUUUGAAAAUUUUUGCAAGUGACAGCUAAACCUGAGGUCAUGAAAAACUGCAAACGUUCAAGGAAAAAGUCAUUGAGGGUCUUGGAAUUUGAAAAGCUCGUAAGAGUAUGAUCCCUGAAAGGUUUUGAAGUACAGUAGACCCCCGAUAACUCAAACUCGGAUAACCCGAACUCUCCGCUAACUCGAACUAAGUCCAGCUUCCCUUGGAUUUCACCCCACUUUCCAGUCAUUUUUACUCGGUUAACUCGAAUUCCCCGCUUACCCGAAGUAAAAUUUCAUUUCUUUUGAUAAAAGUUUCACUGAAAUGUACCCAGAUACUUCGAAUUCUGCUUCUUGCACCUCCACUUUGAUGCCAUCCCUUUAGCUCUUCUUGCUGUAUGAUCGGUAGCCUUUAAACAGGCUCUCUGUUUUGUGUCAGAUGGGGUGAAAAAAUCGCCAGGAGAGGGAAGGAAAAGGGCCUUCUCCCUUCUCUCUCCUCGCGAUUUUUUCACGUUUUCCCCAAACAGAGAGCCUGUUCACAGUCUAUAUGAUCGGCAAAAAGACUAAAACUAUAAAUACAUCAAUUUGAUUUUAAUUGGUACAACGAACGGAUCACGUUUUAUUAAAAAAAAGGCAUAAUCAUGUUACUGUUUCAGAUGAAAUUAGUUAACUUUGCACUGAAGGGCUGAAAAAUCAGUAACUAUCAAUUGUUAACAUGGCAAAUUGAAUAUUCAAACGAUCCCGAUAACUGUUUUUAGUUUCCCUUCAGAAUUCGAGUUCCCAGGGUUCCACUGUAAUUAUUUAUAUCCUCCUUUUCAUGGUUUUCAAAAGUUGUAAAAGUAAUUCAUUUUUUUAUUAUUAUUUUAGGUAAGGUACAAUUUGAAGUGCGAGCCGAAGGAGGUGAAGAUGAAGGGGGUAUGGGCACGGCAUCUAUCAAAGUGAAUGGUGUAGAGCAUUGCCCCAGAAAAGUUGGGCACAAUGUUGUAGUUCUUGAUCCCAGUGGUGAUGUCUGUGCUGUUAAAAAUUUCAACACAAAUGCUGGAGAAGGUCCUGCAUUGGGACAGUUCCUUGAUCAGUUGCCUGAAGAUCAUGUUGUUCUUGUAGCCACUCAAGGAGUAAAUGGCAAAGAGCAAGGUGAGAUAGUCUUACAAUGUACCAUGAUGUAAGAAAUUAUGAAAUAGCCUGGUGUCCAAGACAAGCAAGUUUCAGCACUGGACUUGUCUAUCAUAUUGGUACGUAAUUUCGAGAUUUUUGCGAGAAAUUAACAUUUGCGGGGUUGUAUUUUCGCGAUUUCAAAGGGCAAAUACGAAAAAAGGGCUAUAUGAAAUUUUCGCAACUCAAGUGUUAUCAACUUUGUUUUAGUUUUCAAAACGUCUAAAAAGCUGUUGACUGGCGUAAGCUUGGAUUUCAUUUUUAUUUCUUAAAAGAAACAACAGUUUAAGGCCUCAUUAGAGCAACUUUUUUUUAUAUAUAUAUAUACUAAUUUUAAGAUUGUCUACUCCGCCAUAUGUGAAAUCUUUGCAAAUUACGUUAUUUCACAACGGAGGAUAAGAAUGGAAGAUACCAUGGUAAACCCAGUGAAUAGUGUGGGUAUUUGUCGAUAGAAUCAUAUCCUUUAUAUGUUUUAGUUAUUACCUGAUAAUCUUUUUUUCUGGGAUUUGAAUUUUCUGUACUGUGGGUUCUAUGGAUUUUUAUUCGCGCGUCUUUCAUUUCGCGAUUUUUUUACAAUUGCGACGCAAAACGCGAAAUUAAAGAUCGCGCUGGCCCUUACGGAAAAUUUUUUGAGAAAGUCUUGGAUGUAGGCUAUAGCUACUAACUUCAGGGGUUUUGAUUAAAUGCAAGAAAACAGCUGUUUUUCACUGAACCCCUGCAAGUGCUCCCAAUGUUUAUGUGCCUAUAAACCCCAACCUCACCCCCACCCCCUCCAUAAAAAAGACUCUUUCAUGCUUAUGAUGUCCAUUGGUUUUAGGCAACAAUGUCGCUGCAGCAGCUCCAGCGUUGGAACGUUUGGGAGCUGAGGGACCGUUUGAUCCAGGUUACCAUGGCUCAUUCGCCUUCUCAGGCUGUACUGGUCCGACUCCAAGAUUUUACACUAAAGCAGAGAUACGGCCUCGAUACUACGGACCAGCGAUUGUUGCUCAGCUCAUCCCAACACCUGCUGCUCAGAAAGGUUUGCUUUUAGAAGAACAAUCGAAUCGGUGUAGUAUUUCAGCUGCCAGGGUUUGUACAGAGUCGAAUAAUUUCUUGAACAAGUUUUGAAAUUGUCUUACCCAGCAAUUUUCCUUGCCUGCGUCGCAACGUACCACAAAUGCUCUAUGAGUGAAUUUUUUUCAUUUUGGUCAUAUCUUAUUCAAUCCCGCCCGUACGUUUGCAGUGCAUCAUGAAAAAAGCUUUGUUCCUGCGUUUUUAAGGUCUCUAUUGAUAACCUUGAGAAAACGAAAUUGUUGUUUUGGAAGGAGUCUGGAAAAAGUCUUGAAUGAUUUUAGAUCCGAAAAUCUGUACGAAUCUUGAGCUGCGUUUUGGAAAUUAUUCGAAAGUUCAGUGAUUUUGCUGAAGAUCAGACGUGUUUCUUGCAUUCAAUGUUCAACGUUAUAACGAGUUCAAGACUGAUUAUUCUUCUCUCAGUGAAUUUUCUUAAUGGGAGAUGAAUACCUGAAGAUGGAAAAUAGAAAACGGAGAAAAGAAAUUGAAUGCCUCAUGACCGUUUGAGUCUUUCAAUGAGGAGGGAGUUUCAGAAAUGCAAGACGCUAGCCCAGUAAUAAUGAAGCUCUUUUAAAAGUUAUGAAGCAUGCUCAGUGUCAACUUAAAUCACAAUCUUCACGAACUGCGGUAGUUUCAGAAAAGUGUGACGAAAUCUCCACGGCUAUUGAUAUUCAGAUGGUACUGUAGAUAGUAGGAACAUAUAAAUUAUUAAUUGAAGCUGUUUACUGCUUUGGCUGCCAUGAUGAAACCCUUGUAACCCGCCCAAGGUUGUUCUAGCCAAGAAGAUACCUGCACCUGUAACACUCAGGCAAAUCCAGUCCUUGGCAUGCGAACUCUUCUUGCCAUGAAAGUAGAAGAAUGGAAUGAUCUUCCCUUAGGUUGAGCAAGAGCUUUCUUGUCAAAUCCCAAACACUCUAUACCGCUUGGAACACUAAACAUUCAAUUUUGCGGCGACCGAUCGUUCCGCUAACGCCCCGUUUGCUAACUUCUUAAGUAGUUUCGCUUACGAAACGAAACGAACCGUACUCAUGUAUAUACGUCGUUCUUUCAGCCUUGCCACCUUGUAUACCUCGUUCUUUAACCCAUUGAUCAAGCAGUAGCGAAAUGACUUAAGACGUUGGCGAAACGUCGGCGAAAGUUGCAUGGAAAGUGCCGGUGAAUAUUGACAAAAAUGAUAUACACUAAAGCUUCUUGUUGCUUAUACACCGUACCUAUUCUUGACAGGUUUAGUGAAAGUUAAUAUAGUUGCUGAAGGAGAAGAUGAUCCAAAAGCAACAGGUCGAACAUCAAUCAAAGUGAACGGCAUCGAGAGAUCUCCAAUGAUGCGAGGACACAACAUAGUCGUCCUGGACAGCGACAAAAAUUUCAUUAUGGCCGCUAACUUUGACACAGCAGAUUCAACCAAGGGGGAGGGUGUGAAAAUGGCCAAGUUCUUACAACAGCUUCCCCAGGAGAGGAUAGUGCUGAUUGGUACUCAGGGGACUACUGGUGGGUACUGGUUUAGGCACAGGGAGCCCACACAAGCUACUUGUGCUUUUUUUCUGGGAACUCUAUGUGUUUUACAGCGUAAUUGUUUAAGAUUGGCAAAUUACGUACUAAUUGCCAAUCGGCCUAAGACACCUUGUGCCCUGGCUUUUACUGUUGUUGUUGUUGUUGUCAAUAAUUUAUCUUGCGAGCAACCUCUCCAUUUGGGGGCAUCGCGAGAAGUCUUGCGUGAGAGGCACGCGAAAGGAGACGAGAGCGCGAAAGCGGGGAAAAAGCGCUCGCGGGCUCUCUCAUGACUCGCGAGUUUGCUCGCAAGCUAUCAAUAAAUGUAUACAAGUAUGUUCUGCCUUGUGUCGCUGAGAUAGUGUUCUUAGAAAUCACGACAAGCUGACACUAAACGUCUCCUUUAUCAGGCACAUCAGUGAACAAUGCCAAAGAGGCCCUUUAUGACUUAGGCGCAUCAGGAAACGUCCACCCGGGCUUCCAUGGAUCAUGGGCCUUUGUAGGUUACACAGGUCCUGAGCAAGUUAAAUGGGCCAAGACAAUCAGCCAACCACGAUACAAGGGACCUGCUGUUAUCGAGGAGAUGAUAACUAGUCCAUCAGCUGAGGCGGAAAUAAGUGAGUUAUUAACCAGUCUUGAUAUUGACGACAGUGUGUUGUUUAAAGGGCUACGUAAGCUAGAAUGACUUCGUGACCAUUGCGACUUAGAUAGGUCCCGUAAUCAGCCUUUGGAAAGCUCAGAGCCGGAAAUAUGUGGCAUAGUUUAAUUUACCGGUCAGCUUUUGCCCACUUUGUACCUAUGGACCGCCGAAAUUUUGAUAAUUAAAUGUUAUGAAAAUUAGCUUUCCAGUCCUACACUGUUUAUUUAUGCUCUUUUGUCCCCUUUCCGUUGUUUUAGCGGUAAAACGUUUCAAGUGCAUUUUGUUACCGAAUUAAUAGUGACGUAACCAUCGGGAAAGUGAGAAUCGAUGAACUUUAAUUAAUCAUUUCAGCGUUUAAGAUUGGCUAUUGAAUUUUUAAAGCUUCACCACCAGCACGUUUCCUUUUAAAAUUAGAAACAAUUAUUUGUCAGUAACAUGUCUAGCUUGUCUCUCUCCGACACUCUCUUGUCGGAGAGUUUCUCGAGCCAUUGCUUUUUUCCGUGGUUUUAGGUGCAAUGACUGCGACAGAAUCCGAAUAUGAACCGGUAUCAGAUUAUGAAUGGGAGGGGGCUCAAUCAGAUUACGAAGCUCGGUCAGAGUUUGAUGACACUGAUGACUGGGACAAAGACAAGAGCAUGUCCAAGAGAAGUGCACGGGUAUAGUUUAACUUAUUAUUAUGGUGGUAAAUUGUCAGUAGAGUGUAUACUACAUGUUUCAUAGCCUGCGAGCGAAACAAGCCGCGAGAGACCUGUCUGCUCUCGCGUGACUUCUCGCGAGAGCUUGCUCGCAGGCCGCAUGCUUCAUGUUUUGUAGUUGUCAUAACUAAACACUUUGCAAGUGUAAUUGUGAGAGCAGUUAAUUGUAAAUGGCGAACAACUUAAACUUAAAGAAUCGGUUCUAUAUUAAUUGUUAAAGAAGUCAUCUUUUUAACUACCGAAAUACGAUGAGUUUAGUCACUCUGCGGUGCCAAAAUCGCCCGUUUUCUCUGUUAUUAUGCCGCUUUCUUGGCGCAUUAGCCCGCUUCAAUGGCUCAUUCAUAUGCGUAAAUGUCAGACCAUUUCUUCCGAUGGGGUGAUUCAUUAGAUUCAAAGAGUGCCAAUAAGAAUCUUUUUUACUAAGAUGUCGGGCAAAAGGAACUUUCAUGUGUUGCCCAGUUUUGAAUGGCGAAUGAAUUUCAAUCAGCAUUUUCAUGACUCUGUUUGAUCAUACAGCAGGCUCCAUGAGCGGGCAAGGUAAAGCAAAUUCUACCCGCGCAAGAUUGACCUAUCUUGGGAUUUCUCGCUUCGUUCCGAAAGAAUGUUUUCUAUUUUGUAGCUGUGUUACAUGACAAGAACAACUUGUGCGUGUAAAAGCAAAACCGCAAUGGCUGGUAGAAAGCGCAGGAAAAUGCUUGCAUUUCUGAUUGGUUGAGAAAGUGCCACGAUUUAUUUUUUUCAGCCAAUUGCUACCCAGUGGCAGAUUAACCACCAAAUUAGGAACUUAUUUGAAAGCUACUCGUAAUUUCAAACUGUUCUAUAUUUUCUACAGUCACUGAUGAGAGCUCUACCAGCAGAAGAAAAAGCCAAGAUUGAGCAGCUGACAGAAGGACUGAAGUUAGAGAAGAGAAAGCUGGAGAGGGAAUUGACCAAAUGGGACCAGAGCGGAAACGAUAUCAUCAUCCUUGCAAAGAAGAUGUGUAUGAUGAUGAUGGAAAUGUCGGAUUUCACUCGGUAGGUCUUUAUUUAUCGUGCGGAAUCAAAUGUCGGAAAGACCGGUGAACAUUCCUUGCGUAGAAAGUUGCCAAUACUGAUAGUUGGGCAUAGGCGCGAGGAAAACUUCUAGCGUAGUUACCGUAAGGACAACACGAUAAAUUCGAUUUAUUAAACCUUCAAACGUUCAGUUUAGUUCUCUUGGCAGAUCGCCUUUAAGGCCUGAGAGAACGGUUACCUCCGGAUUAAAAAGCGUCUGAUUAAAAUAAUCGCCACAGAUGUUAAUACUGCAUAUAACUUUGAAUGAGGAAUUAUCAAAACAAUUAAGUGAAAAGUUAUUUCUUUCGAGGACUACCCGUUAACUUUCCUCUGUUAUGUGCAAAGACAAAGGUCGUGGGAUGGGUCUUGCAUGAUCCUUACAUCCUUUUAGUGAUAAAUUAGAUAGAACGUACGGUAUUUGGGACUUUGAGCUGGGACGGUGUUGUGUCGAAAUGCACUAUGGGAUUUUUUUAGGGACGCCAUAACUUUUGUUAUAUUGGCUAUCACGAGAUUGCGCUAGAAGCUGGGGGCGCUUUCCAUUCAACCAAAACGUCGGGUUUGAAUUUUCGGCAACUUCCAGGAGCGAAUGCAACGGCAUUUUCAAAAAUUCCAAAAACAGGGCAACCUCGCGAGGUAUACCCAAAUUUUCGAAUUUUUUUUCCCGGAAGUUUUCUUUCCAGUCAACUUUGCUCCCGGAAAAUCUAGAAUUUUCGGUUGAAUGCCUCCCAAUUCGGAAAUUCAACAGUUUCCGGAAUUUCUGGAAACUUUUCCGGGAAAUUUCUGUACGAUUUGCCGCCGUUUCCAAAUUUUGGAAAGUUUUGGUUGGAUGGAAAGCGCCCUGUGUCUAAAUUCGACCCGACACUGUCCCAGUCUCUCGCGCGACCUCAAAUGGCCAUUCUCAACUGAAUUUGCGAUUUCAUUCUUAGGGGAACUGGGCCUUUGAAAACAACAAUGGAUGUGAUUGACGCUGCCAAGGUAAUACGCUUAUCCAUGUUACGUUUAGUGACGAUCAAAGGUGUGUCAAAUUCAUCCACUAGGAGCUGGCCGCCAAAUUGAGCAAAACACUUUUUUACGGCUACAAAAGUUGAUGAAAGGUUUGAAUGACACUGCAAAUAUAAAGAAAGCACGGAUGGGCAAAAUUAAAGAAUAUUGGAACGGAUUCAAAUGGGGUUUUAGAGACUGUUUAGCCUAACAUUGUUAGAAGUUUAUCGCUGUUUUCAGAAGGCGAUUGUUUAUUUUUGUUUGUCAGGUAGCAGAUUUUUUAUUUACUAGUAAUUUCUGCGCAAAACUUAAGUCCUUAAGGAUUGGUAAAUGGCAAAACUAAACCAAAGGACUGGACUGUGACCAGUAACUUGAUGGGUGAACAACCUGAGUCUUUAGAAAGUAAACAGUUUGUUUGGUUGUUGCUGUAUUAGAAAGCUUUGGUAGAAGUUUCCAUUAUUUAUCUCUUAUAUAGCUGUCAUUUUUGUUAUUUUAGAGGAUUGCUAAGGCUGGAGCCAGGAUGAACCAAAAGGCGUCAGAAAUUGCAUCAAGGGUGAGCUCUGCACUGAGCAAUUUUAUUUGCUUUAACAUAACCUGCAGUUGAUAGUGCCAAACAAGGAGUUAAAAGGUUAACGAAGAAAUGUUGACUCUUGCUAUUCUUCAUGUAUUCUCUCUAAAAUACUUUUAUUAUUUCUGCUUUUCAUCAGUGUCCUGAUUCAAGCUCCAAGAAUGACUUGUUAGCAUACAUACAGCGCAUUGCACUCUACUCUCAUCAGCUGACUAUCACAGCGCGAGUCAAAGCUGAUGUGCAGAUGAUUAGCGGUGAACUUGUCGUGUCUGGGGUAAGUGGUUCUUAAGUUUAUUUCAAUGAGCAGCCCCGCGUUUCUUCCUCGCAGGAAUAAUUUGCAAAAUAACUAUGUACUAGCCGCCUGCAGCAUGCUGCAUGCACAGUACGCGAGGAUCAUUCGUUAAGAAUUUUUCCAUCGAAAAGUACUUUUAGGGCUGCAUUGUGUUAGGAGUGGUUUUGGGGCGGUUUAUGUUAACUUUGAAGCUUAAAUGCUAUGCACUAAGUUUAAUGAAACCAUUCUUUGACUCUCACGUUAUCGUAAUGAUAAUUAUAUACUUUUCUUGCAGUUGGAUAGUGCCACAUCUCUGAUCACAGCUGCCAAGAAUCUUAUGAAUGCUGUUAUCUUAACUGUCAAAGCAUCCUAUGUAGCUAACACAAAGGUACAGCAAACUGUUCAUUUCAGUCUAUCUCUAUCUCUGUCUCUGCCUCCUUAUUUUCUCGGAAAAUUUUCUGUGUUAUUUUUAAGGGAAUCCAAUCAUCAACUUCUUGCCAGAAAGAAUUAAACUGAAUUUACUUUUUAACCUUUCAUAUCUGAAUUCAAAUUUCGCACUAACCCGGGUUAUCUUAACGCAGCUUUGAACAACCCGGCCCAGGUUGUUAUUAUGGUGGAAAAUAUAUGGUCUUACCGUUGUGUUAUAAUAUACUUGCAACCAAUUGUAUUAAGAAGCCUUGGUCUGACUUUACUUUGUUUAUUUUCAUCUUUCUGCAGCACAAGUCUGGAGAAGCUAGGGUAAGCUGUUACUGUAGGGUAAAUUGUUACUGUGUACAUGUAUAUAAACCUUGACACCCAAGACUAUUCACACCUCUGUUUUCUCGUAUUAAGAGUAACGCCCAAACUGGGAAUAUAUUUUUAGUCUCGUUCGCCAACUUUUCACUCCUAUCAGCUCACGCUUCGCUCUAGUUUUCGCUCAUUCUUUUUCGCGGUCCUUCAAGUUUUCGACUUUUCUGUAGCCUGCGCCACAGACGAAACUAAAUCCGACUUAGGAGUGGACCGUAUUUACUUCCUCGGUAGCCUUCGGAGCUGGCGGGAUUGUCAUUUCCGUGGUGCUCUUCUCGCGGCUCCACCAUCAUCAAAAAACUUAACUACAGCACUCACCCACUAAUCCCUCCAGAUCAUAGGUAAUAGAAUAGAAUGGUUAUGAAACCCGUCAGACCCCUCUGUUAUAUGAUUUGUGGACCUGACGGUGCGUUCUAUGGCAUUCCUAACAUUUUGAUCUUAUUGACCAACAAAAACGUCCCAUUAAUUUAUUCCUUUACAAUAGACCUCUUUAGCUUGUAUGUUUUGUUUUCCUAAUACAGGUCGUGUGACAACACUCAAGGGAACUGUUUCUUUCAGAUUUUGUCUUAUUCACGUCCAUAUCUACGCAUGAUUUAUGAAAAGACAAAGGGUCAAGUUCCCCUGGGACCUCUAUUGGGAAAACAAAAAAUUCAAGCUAAAGAGAUCUAUUUGCCAACAGAAAACAAGGGAGCUUCCAACAUAAACUGCAGCACUGUUGUUUUUGUAUUUGAUGUUUGCCGCCCUUCAUAACCAGUCUCCUCUAAUAACUAUGUCCAGAUACACAGGCUACUAUCCGAGUAAUAGCCUGCGUAGCAAGCGUUUCCGUCGACAAAAGUUGGUACGAGAGCAGAAAAAAAGGAAUGACGGGGUUUCUUUUUUUGGCUCCCGCUCUAACUUUCGCGCAAUAACUCGAUUGGAAACGCUUGCUACGCAGGCUAUCCGAGUAAUGAAGUCGAGGUUGAUACAGAGCAGUAAUGGGCCUCGACUGGAUGCUAAAUAUGUCAAUUGUAUGCGAUUCUUGAAGCAAUGCUUUUCUCUUUUUCCAUUGCAGACGUCUAGUAUCACGUGGCGCAUGCGUGCGCCGGAAAAGAAACCGCUGGUUAAUCUGGAGAAAGACGACCGCGUUCCACAACUACAGAGGGCAGAGAAAGUCAGGCAGGAGUCACCCAUACAAGCGCUUUCUGAAUUUGACACUUCAGAGCAGAAACGACAGCCCGACUUCUACUAGUCUGCAGUUCUUUUUUUCGGUCCGAAGUUGGCGUCAGCUAAGAAACGUCAAAACGCACAACCCACAAAUUUGAAAUGCACAACUUUGAAAGUAUGGAGUUGAUCUUCAAGUUGUCUGAUAUGAUUUUAACUGCGAUGGCUGUACAUAUUUUUUUCGAUCUCUCCAGAGAGUUUUUAAACUGAACGAAGUAGUUUUGACACUGGUUCUGCAGGCCCUAGAAUCUUUGAGAAUUUGAGAAGUGCAAAGAAGUUAAGUUAUGAGUAGGCUCUCUGUGAUUAAAGGAGUUAUGUCACAAGAUAUUGCUGUUUUAGGUCAAUUCUGUGAUUAAGUCAUUAAUUAGUGUCCUUACCCAUACACAAAAUGCUCCUGUAGAGUUCUGUAGAAGAUAUCAGAGAACCAUUUUAACUUUUUGGGAUUUUUUUAUAGCCUGCGAGCAAGCUCUCCAGGGCGCUCUGGCGACGGGGUGGGAAAAGGAAGGAGAGCUUGCAACUACGUUUCUGGAAUUUGAAUAUCUGCAUGGAAAUAGUCGAUGCGAAAUGCUGAUUGGCGAAGAUGACAUUAAUAAUGAGGUUAUUAUCCUUGGCACGUGUUUUUCAAUGUUUGUUUACAUUCGCGCUCUUUUCCGCCUCACGCUGAUUGGCGGAAAUCUGACGGCUUAGUCGACGGGGAGCCACAGGGGAAUUGGAGGUGGAAUAUCAAAUUCCAGAGAAGAGACGUGUUGUAAGUUCUCCUUUUCUCUCCCGCCCCGCCGCCAGAGCGCCCCGGAUAGCUUGCUCGCCUCGCUGGCUAGAUUUAUAACAGUUGUAGCAUUUUAAAAAUGGCGCUACUUUUUCAAGUUUCAAUCUGUGUCCAUCCUUGCCAUCCGCAGCAACAAGGGUGCGUUUCUUUAAUAAAAUCCAAGAUCAGACCAGAAAUCCAGAUCAUUAGGAUUUUCCGUUAGGAAGAGAAACGAUGAAUCCAAAAAAGGAUUAUUUUUCAUUCAUUUCCAUAGAAACGACCCACAAUAUCGACAGUAUUUCGGAGAAAGAAUAACACGGCUGCUGACAGUGUUGAAAGUUUACUUAUCUUCCAUUGUAGUUUGGACCAUUAGCUCAAGGAUACUGAAGACAGGUUUUUGUUUUUCAAUAAGAUAGCAAAUAGCCUGACAUAGCUCUUUUAAACUUCUUCAUCACCAUCUCAUUGUAUGAAAUGCCUGGAGUGUGCAGCGGUUUUGCUUGACACUCCCUUAACAGUUGAGAGCAAGCAC